Penicillium bovifimosum is the source of this 1518-nucleotide messenger RNA. Its product is annotated as alpha-N-arabinofuranosidase. The transcript is spliced from 6 exons. Gene Ontology annotation, biological process: polysaccharide catabolic process; L-arabinose metabolic process. The record is from RefSeq and is a predicted model, not a curated record. Gene Ontology annotation, molecular function: alpha-L-arabinofuranosidase activity. The coding region runs from base 1 to 1518 and encodes 505 amino acids. NCBI's taxonomy places the organism in Eukaryota, Fungi, Ascomycota, Eurotiomycetes, Eurotiales, Aspergillaceae.
AUGGCGACCUUCACCAAAUUGGAAGAUCAUGAGACGCCUCUCAUCUCCGUUCACCCCUCCAGGCGCAUCUCCAAAAUUAACCCGAACAUUUAUUCCGGUUUUACCGAACAUAUGGGUCGGUGCAUUUACGGCGGCAUCUACGACCCUGGAAAUCCCCUGUCCGACGAGAAUGGGUUUCGCAAGGAUGUACUGGAGGCAUUGAAGGGCCUCAACAUCCCGGUCGUGCGGUAUCCUGGUGGGAACUUCUGUGCCACAUAUCACUGGCUCGAUGGUGUCGGUCCCAAAGAUCAACGUCCAUCAAGACCAGAACUCGCAUGGCUCGGAACCGAGACGAACCAGUUCGGCACUGACGAGUUCAUGCAAUGGUGCGAGGCUCUGGGGACCGAACCAUAUCUUUGCUUCAAUUUUGGCACCGGAACUCUGGAUGAAGCCUUGGGGUGGGUUGAGUACUGCAACGGUACCGGUAACACGUACUAUGCCAAUCUGCGCAGAAAGAACGGCCGCCAGGAGCCUUACAAUGUCAAGUACUGGGCCCUCGGAAAUGAAACAUGGGGACCCUGGCAAGUCGAGCAGAUGACGAAGGAAGCGUACGCUCACAAGGCCAUUCAAUGGGCCAAAGCGCUCAAACUCCUCGACCCCACUCUUAUACUGAUUCUAUGCGGUCAGGAUGGUACUGCCUCAUGGGACUACUACACACUGAAGCAUUGCCUUGUGCCAGCUCAUUCAGCCCUAUCAACCAGCUCAGUUCCUCUGAUCGACAUGCACAGCAUCCACCUGUACACCUCCUCCUCACCCCAUCUCCCCAACGUCACGGCGCCACUCUCGGCCGAGCGUGCCAUCGAGAUCACCUCCUCUCUGAUCGAUCUCGCCCGGGCGGAAAACCAGGUUCCUCCCGAGCAACUCCGACCCACAAUCUGCUUCGAUGAGUGGAAUGUCUGGGACCCAAUUCGCGCGGAGGGAAGCAAAGGUGCCGAAGAGAGCUACACGCUCUCCGAUGCUCUCGCUGUGGCCGUUUGGCUGAAUGUCUUUGUCCGGAAGAGCAAAGACGUCGGCAUGGCCUGUAUCGCGCAGAGUGUGAAUGUUAUCUCGCCCUUGAUGACCACCGAAAACGGAAUCACCAAGCAGACCACCUGGUGGCCCCUUUGGUUGUUCUCGCGCUACAUGCGUGGUUGGACCAUCGGCAGUCAUGUUUCCUGUGGGACCUACGAGGGCGAGACCUCCCCCAAGUGGAUCCGCAGUGCGAAGGAUACACCUUGGUUGGAUGUUAGCGCUACCCUGGGAGAAGAUGGGUUCGUUAACGUUGCUGUGGUGAAUAUACAUGAGGUGGAGGACUCGGUGGCCCGGGUUGAGGGGGCCCAUGGGAGUGUGACUGUGUUCACGGUGACGGCUGACGAGUUGUCGGCGACAAAUAUGAAGGGUAAAGAAGAAGUCGCGAUCCAGGAAUCAACCUGGAAUGGUGAGGGUACAUACACGUUCCCGCGACACUCGCUUACUCUACUGAGAUGGAAGGCUGAGUGA